Pyrgilauda ruficollis (rufous-necked snowfinch) is the source of this 1584-nucleotide messenger RNA. It is a transcript of the gene IFITM5, whose product is annotated as interferon induced transmembrane protein 5. Gene Ontology annotation, cellular component: plasma membrane. Lineage: Eukaryota; Metazoa; Chordata; Aves; Passeriformes; Passeridae. Gene Ontology annotation, biological process: bone morphogenesis; bone mineralization. Bases 854 to 1231 code for a protein of 125 amino acids. The transcript has 2 exons. The record is from RefSeq and is a predicted model, not a curated record.
UGUGGGCCAGAAGCAGCACUAAAACUAGUAAUGAAAAAACACUACAACCACAACCAAAAAAUACACAUGCUCUAAAAAAAGUAAAACCAAAAAAGUCAGACUGAACAAUUCUUAAUAUAUGUAAACUAGUUUAAGAAAGAAGUUAACUAUACACAAGAGUCUAUAAAUAUACAACAGGCUGAUAUAAGAAAGUGUUUAAGAAGUGUCUCCGAAGAUAACAGCGUGCUCUUAACUGAGUACCACGACACGCCCAGUCUUAAUCUUUACUCUGUGUUCCUUAUCUCCUACUAUCCUUUACUAAACUUUUACAAUUUUCACAAGAGAGUAAAAAUGUUUUUCGCAUUGGAGAUGGUAGAAGGAAAUUAAAGCCCCUCCGUGCGUUCUGGCAGCCCACGCCCCCACCCUGCAGCCCUGUGCACCCCCGGCUCCCGGGGAGCCCCAUGGAUGCGGCUCUUCCACCUUUCCAUAUGAACUUCCCAUUUCUUCCAUCCCACAGCCCAAAAGUGCUGCCGAGGGGGGUCUGCCCCGCCCAGCUCACCUGGAGGCUGGGGUUGGAGGUACCUGUGCCAGCCAGCGCCCUGCAGGUCCUGGGCUGCGCCUUGGAGCGACCCUCCUGCGGUGCCAGAGUCACGCUGGAGCCCCCCGUGCUCCUCCUCAUCCCGGGAGGAAGGCUGGCUAUUAAAAGCCCGCGGGCUCGCCACCCCAGCCUUUCUCCCAGCCCGGCCUGCGGGACAACCACAUCCCCCAGGGCUGUAAUUUCCCCGGUUUAUAUUUAGCGGAGCGGGGAUAUAAAAGGGCGGCGGGCCGCGCUCCCGCCAGGCUGCCGGAGCCGCGGCUGUCCCUCCCGGUGCCCAUGGACACCUCGUACCCCCGGGAGGAGCGGCCGCCCCCCAAGCGGGGGCCGCCCCCCGCCGCCCCCGCGCCCCGCGACCACCUGGUCUGGGCCAUCUUCAACACCCUCUACAUGAACUUCUGCUGCCUGGGCUUCGUGGCGCUCGCCUUCGCCGUCAAGGCUCGGGACAGGAAAGUGUCCGGGGACCUGGAAGCUGCCCGGCACUUCAGCUCCAAGGCGCGGUGCUACAACGCCCUGGCCACGGCGGGCAGCGUGGUGUUGCCACUGCUGCUCGGUGCCCUCAUUGUCACCGGGGUCAUCCACCUCUCCAAGCUGGCCCAGGAGUCCGUCGGAUUCUUCACCUACCAGUUCAGCGGGAGCGACGACGAGGAGCAGUGAGCCAGGGUGAGGGGCUGCUGGCACCUCCUCUGCGCCGCUGGUGGCCCCCCAAAAGGCCACCACCCCUGUCUGCCACCCCCGCUCCCCAGCCCCAGUUAUUUUUGUUUAUCCUCUGGGUUUUUUUACCUUCCCUUAUCCCGUGUGGAGCCCCAACUUCCAUGGUCGCUAUUUAAAUCAUUAAAAGCUUCACACAGCGCGAGUUUCUGCCUGUGGAAAGGGGCAGGGGGGUGCCAAAGGGAAAACAUAAAUUGGGAUUUUUGGCUCUGAUGGGGCUCCUGGCAGCCAGGAGACACCAUUGUUCCCACAGCCUUUAGGGCCACCUUUGGCCCCAGGACUGAGGAGGGGAGGAAGUA